This is a messenger RNA of Protobothrops mucrosquamatus (brown spotted pit viper), 2032 nucleotides long. It is a transcript of the gene NHP2, whose product is annotated as NHP2 ribonucleoprotein. The record is from RefSeq and is a predicted model, not a curated record. The transcript has 4 exons. NCBI's taxonomy places the organism in Eukaryota, Metazoa, Chordata, Lepidosauria, Squamata, Viperidae. Gene Ontology annotation, molecular function: box H/ACA snoRNA binding. Gene Ontology annotation, biological process: snRNA pseudouridine synthesis; rRNA pseudouridine synthesis. The coding region runs from base 60 to 521 and encodes 153 amino acids. Gene Ontology annotation, cellular component: nucleolus; box H/ACA snoRNP complex.
GGAAAUAGGGAGGGAAUAGAAGCGGCGCGUGGGUCUAGGAGGAUCUUCGAAUUGCAGCUAUGGGUCGAGUCAAGCACCAGGAAUCAGAGGAAGCGCCGGAGACCGAGGCAACAACCCCAGAACGGUCGUACCACGAGCUGGUCGCAAACGUAAAUGCUAUUGCGCGGCCGCUAGCUUCUCGGAAGCUCACACGCAAACUCUACAAGUGCAUCAAAAAAGCAUCGAAGUUUAAACAAAUCCGGCGAGGGGUGAAAGAAGUCCAGAAAUUCAUCAACAAAGGCGAAAAAGGAAUCACAGUUCUUGCAGGAGACACAUUGCCUAUUGAUGUUUAUUGCCACAUCCCCAUCAUGUGUGAAGACAGGAGUCUUCCCUAUGUAUAUAUUCCAUCUAAAACGGAUUUGGGAGCAGCAGCAGGCUCAAAACGCCCAACCUGCGUUAUCAUGAUAAAGGCUCAUGAGGAAUAUCAAGAAGCUUACAACGAGUGCUUGGAAGAAGUGGAGGCUCUUCCCCUUCCUUUGUGAAGAACAUUAAUAACAGACGCUAUUAAGACUCCAAUAUGAUAUAAUAUGCUGGAUUCUGUAGACUUUAUGUGGUUAAAUAUCAGUUUCAUGCCAGUUUGGUAUGACAGUUGGCUUUGAUUGUUGAGCUGAGGAAUAUAUCAAAUGACCUACUGAGAGUCCAGGAACCAUGGCAGCUAUACUGUAAUCGUCUAUUUUUGAAGAGUUUGGGUAGCAAUACUUGCUGGAAAUUUGUGUUAAAAUGUUGCUCUAAAAGAAUUCUAGACCAUUAGGAUAAAGCAGGGGUAGACAACCUUGAUUCUUUUAUGAUUUGUGGAUUUCAACUCUCAGAAUUCCUGAGUCAGCAUGGCUGGUUCAGGAAUUCUGGGUAUUGAAGUCCACAAGCCAUAAAAGAGCCACGGUUACCUGCCCCUGGCAUAGAGGAACCAUUAAGUAAUAAAGAGAUUUGUAGAUAUAUUGGCUUUAUCCAACUCAAUAUACUAUAGACUUUAAUAUCACACGAUCUUACUUGCUUACUCCAAAGUACCUUCCAGUUUUGUUCCUCUCUGCUUGGAGUAGAGAACAUUUUUUGCAUGCUCUCUUAUGCAUACAGAUAUGCUCUUGAAAAUUAAAAAAUACAAGUCAUCUAUAGCCCCUUUAUUAAAGGGCAGUGUUAUUUCAGCCCUUGUUAACUAGAUCAUACUGUACCGUAGAAGCAAAUAUGAAGCAUUCUCAAAAACAUACCCAGCCCCGGGCCAGCUAGACUAAGAUGCUUUAUACAAAUUAGUCUUACAGUGAAGAUUUAAAUAUGGUUUUGUAGAUAUUGCAUUGUAUGGCAACAUGCAAAGUAAUUUAUUUCAAUUUGUUUCUAUGUCACUCACUGCCCCCUUUAGAUGUUUGAUAUAUAUUCAUGAUUGGAUGGAAUUGAGAACACAUGCAUAAAGCCUCUGGCUACUCUUAAAAGCUAUAGUGGCAACUGUUUUUUUUUUCUUCAAUUAUCCUUUCUCUAGGUCAGUACAGGUUUUUUGCUUCAGAAAAAGACAACCAAAUUUUGUAAAGUGUAAAUUGUAAGCACUAGUUCUUACUUGAAACCUCCAAGUUAAAAUAAUGUCACUCUCCAAAAUUAUUCCUAAAGAGCUGUAUGAGGAAAUCUUUACGAUUAGUCCAUGAGAACACCAAGCCUGGCUAUUAGGUAUAAUCUAUGCCUAAAGAUGUCUCUACAUUAGUAUCUCUAAGGCAGAUUUUAAAUUCCUUUUACGUACACAAAUGCAACAUUUUAUUACAAGCUGUUAAGCACCAAACUUACUCAUUACAGGUUUUAGAUUUUUAAAUAUUUAAAUAGUACAUGCUCCGAUGCUAUAAAUUGUUUAUAUAAGGAAGAAAAUUGAUCCUGACCGUUGAGCUUUUAUUUCUCUACUAAAAUAAGUCAUCGUCGAUUUGUAUUCAUAUUCUAAGGAAAUAUUCCAUUGUAUAAUUACUCAUCUCUUAGUCUUUGAAGAACAAUAUUGUAUACAGAGGCUGACAUAAAACGUUAG